Messenger RNA from Brassica napus (rape), 2728 nucleotides. RefSeq lists its product as uncharacterized. The record is from RefSeq and is a predicted model, not a curated record. Lineage: Eukaryota; Viridiplantae; Streptophyta; Magnoliopsida; Brassicales; Brassicaceae. The transcript has a single exon. Bases 1337 to 2728 code for a protein of 463 amino acids.
AUAGUAACUGAUUUUUUAGUUAUUUAAUAUAUAAUUACUAUUUUAUUAUUUCAUAAUAUGUAGAAAAACAUAAAAUAAGUAAUAAAUUAUAAAAUAUUAUUCUGCAUAAAACGCAGAUCUAAACUUAAGUAUGUAUCUUUUUAAUAAUUUUAAAUCUUAAAUAUUUUCUAAAUUUUAGGCCAAAACAAAAUAAGGAAAUAAGAACAAAGUAAAAAAUUAAUAUUUAUAUCGAGCAAUAACCAAAAUAGAAAAAACGACACAAAAAUAAGAAAAAUAUUGAAGAUAGAUAGGAUUGACAUGUGAACGUAAAUUUCUCAUAACCAUAAUUAAUUUUUAAAUUGUUAAAUCAUGAUAUAAAACCGAGCUGACAUAGUUUUAUUGUAACCAAAUAGUAGGCAUGAGCUUCUUCGGCCUAAAUGUUAGGUUCUUAUUCAAUAAGUGAUUUUUUACCUAAAAGAUUUAUAAAAAUGGAAUCAGCUUAUUAGUAAACAAAUUAUGUAAUUGACAAAAAAAAAAUUUAAGGGCCAAAAACAUUAAUUCUAUUAAAAACAUAAAUUUUAUUUUUCCAUACGAUGUUUUUUAAAUAAUUUUCAUAUACAUUUUUCCGUAGGUUUUAUCCUAGUGUUUAUUAAAUAAAGUAAACUGCCUAAUACUAAUUGUGUGGUGCAUGCACAAUCAAUAUGCUCCAAAAAAAAUCAAAAAGAUGUUGGAAUAUUUGUUCAGACUUCAGAGUAUCCGAUUUAAACGAUAAAUAAUCUAUUCUAUUAAAAGAAAAGUCAUGAUUUUAUUCAUGUGUGAUAUUUUAAAAUGGACUGUUCUCUAAAAAAUUAACUAAAUAAGUGUAUAACAAUUUUAUUUUAGAAAGUUGAGCCUUUAAUUGUAUGUUUACAUCACGUGCCCCAUUAUAUCUAAACGAUUGCAUAACAAUUGUUUUGCAAGGUGGUUAUACUAACCGUAUUUUAUACAAACAGUUAGGACAAAUUUUCAUAUGAUAUAUUUAAAGUGGUUAUUCUAUUUAAUCUUUUGUUGUUAAAGCAAAACCAUUAUUUUUUCCUCAAUGCAUACAACUCAUUGUGAAUAUAUAAUAUGUAUUUUAUAAUUAUUUUGACAUACAUGUUUGUCAAUAUAUUUUCUUAUAUUUUACAUUAAAGUUUAAUGUAUUUUAUAAAUAACAGUGGGUUAAACUAAAGAAAAAUAAUCAAAAAACUUUAACAGAAACAAAAAUAAUGCGAAAAAGGCGACGCUAAAGGCGAUUUGGGUUUUAGGGUUACGGCGGUUCCUUUUCCGACAAUUUCUCGGCCUCUGUUCCCCUAAAUCCGUUUUUCUCGGUGAUGGAAUGACGUGGUGUCCCCAUUCCCUCCAUUCCCUGACAGUUAUCCCCAUGAUUGGAAACUACGAUCGUGAUGAAUUAAGUUCUCAACUUCUCCGAAGUUUGAUCUAUAUAAACCCUGGAGUAUGGAGUUCUGUUCUAUCACAUCUACAAUCAUUCUCAUUUCCAUUGAUAAACCCUUUCCAUUUACGCUUCAUCAUCAUGGGCGAAAAUUUGCGAAGAGGGAUACAGAACAUUACACUUGGUGCUGACGAUCCGCCGGUGGCUUUACCAACCUAUGUUAUUAAUGAAGCGGUGGCUGAGAACAGAUUUGUUCUUAUUGGAAGACCGGUGAUGCCUAGGAGACAAAACAUAAGGGCGAUCAUUGCAACUCUACCGAGAAGUUGGGGUUAUGAAGGAAUCCAAGGGCGACUUGUGGAAGGCAGACGUUUUCAGUUUGUAUUCCCUUCUGAAGAGUCAUUAGAAAUGGUGAUUCGCAGGGGUCCGUGGGCUUUUGCAGACCGUAUGCUAAUUAUGGAGAGGUGGACUCCGGAUUUCAAUCCUCUGAUGCUCAACUUCAUUCCUUUUUGGAUCCAGAUCCGAGGAAUCCCAUUCCAGUACAUGAGCCAAGAUGUGGUCAUUCACAUAGGGCGGGCGCUUGGUAUGUAUAUGGAAGUGGAUUACAAUGCUGAGGUAACGGCCAGGAGAGAGUAUGCUCGUGUCCGUAUUAAUUGGAACGUUGAUGAACCUUUGCGCUUCCAGAAGCAGUUUCAAUUCCUUCCAGGGAUCAACACCUUAUUGAGAAUCAACUAUGAGAGACUUCGUGGUUUCUGUGAGGUCUGUGGAAUGCUGACUCACGACUCUGGGGCUUGUUUAAUUCAGAAUGGAGGGCAAGACAAUGCUGAUGAAGAUGACGACAAUGGGAGUGAUGAUGAUAAUGCGGGUGAUGGUAUGGCAAAUGAGCCUGGUUUGAUUAUUGAAGAAGUUGUGGAAGCCGAAGAACAAGCCGCUGCUGCAAGAGUUCCAGAUGAGGUUCUACAGGAAGAGUAUGAACGGGGAAUUGCUGCUAUAGAAGAGGAGGCUGAUGAGGAAGCACUAUGGAAUGGAGAGACACGGCCAACGCUACCCUCUGAGGAUAUCAUUAUGGGGGAAAUGUAUUCUCCAUUCACGCUAACUGGAGAGCGCUGUGAUGGCUUGGAAGGGCUGAAAAGAAAGGCUUGGAUGGAAUCAGCUGCUGGUAACGUGGAUAAAUUUAACAGUUAUGAGCAAGGAGAAACUAGCGAGAAGAGGUACACUAGAAGAAAGAAGAUGGCUGUUUCGAUCAAUGUAGUUCCUGAAGAAACCCGGAACAAUGAAGAUUCAUCUGCUAACACCAAUGUGGGAGGCGCGGUGGGCCCUAAACCACCACAGCCGCCAUGA